Molecule: messenger RNA, 5027 nt
Organism: Bubalus bubalis (water buffalo)
Lineage: Eukaryota; Metazoa; Chordata; Mammalia; Artiodactyla; Bovidae
Gene: FOXK2
Product: forkhead box K2
Exons: 9
Coding region: 16-1992 (658 amino acids)
Biological process (GO): regulation of transcription by RNA polymerase II
Molecular function (GO): protein binding; DNA-binding transcription factor activity, RNA polymerase II-specific; RNA polymerase II cis-regulatory region sequence-specific DNA binding
Source: RefSeq, a predicted model, not a curated record
GGCCCUCGCAGGCCCAUGGCGGCGGCCGCGGCGCUCCCGGGCGCGGGGGGGCCUCCCGCGGGCGGCGGGGCCGGGGGUGGCGGGGGCGCGGGCGGCGGGUCGCCGCCGGGCGGCUGGGCCGUGGCGCGCCUCGAGGGCCGCGAGUUCGAGUACCUGAUGAAGAAGCGCUCGGUGACCAUCGGGCGCAACUCGUCGCAGGGCUCGGUGGACGUGAGCAUGGGCCACUCGAGCUUCAUCUCGCGGCGCCACCUCGAGAUCUUCACGCCCCCGGGCGGCGGCGGCCAUGGCGGGGCGGCCCCGGAGCCGUCGGCGCAGCCCGGGCCCGACGCGGGCGGCGACUUCUACCUGCGCUGCCUCGGCAAGAACGGCGUGUUCGUGGACGGGGUGUUCCAAAGGCGCGGGGCGCCGCCGCUGCAGCUGCCGCGCGUGUGCACGUUCAGGUUUCCGAGCACAAACAUCAAGAUCACGUUCACUGCCCUGUCCAGCGAGAAGAGGGAGAAACAGGAGGCGCCCGAGUCCCCGGUGAAGCCUGUGCAGGCUCACAUCUCACCGCUGACCAUCAACAUUCCAGACACCAUGGCCCACCUCAUCAGCCCCCUCCCUUCCCCCACAGGAACCAUCAGUGCUGCGAACUCCUGUCCUUCUAGCCCCCGGGGAGCAGGGUCUUCAGGGUACAAAAUGGGCCGUGUGAUACCAUCUGACCUCAAUUUAAUGGCCGACAACUCACAGCCGGAAAACGAGAAGGAAGCUUCAGGUGGAGAUAGCCCAAAGGAUGAUUCAAAGCCACCUUAUUCCUAUGCACAAUUAAUUGUACAAGCGAUUACAAUGGCUCCUGAUAAACAACUCACCCUAAAUGGAAUUUAUACGCACAUCACAAAAAACUAUCCCUACUACAGGACUGCGGACAAGGGCUGGCAGAAUUCAAUUCGCCACAAUCUCUCUCUGAAUCGUUAUUUCAUCAAAGUACCACGUUCCCAGGAAGAACCAGGCAAAGGCUCAUUCUGGAGGAUAGAUCCUGCCUCUGAAAGCAAAUUAAUAGAGCAGGCUUUUAGGAAAAGACGGCCUAGGGGCGUGCCUUGCUUUAGAACCCCUCUGGGACCGCUCUCGUCUAGAAGUGCUCCAGCCUCUCCCAAUCAUGCUGGAGUGCUGUCUGCUCACUCCAGUGGUGCCCAGACCCCUGAGAGCCUGUCCAGGGAAGGUUCACCAGCCCCUCUGGAGCCCGAGCCUGGUGCCUCACAGCCCAAACUCGCUGUCAUCCAGGAGGCGCGGUUUGCCCAGAGUGCGCCAGGUUCACCUCUGUCUAGUCAGCCCGUCUUAAUCGCCGUGCAGCGACCACUGCCACCGACGAUCAAGCCUGUCACCUACACUGUCGCCGCCCCUGUGACGACCUCGACUUCCCAGCAGCCCGUGGUGCAGACAGUUCAUGUCGUCCACCAGAUCCCAGCGGUGUCCGUCACCAGCGUGGCUGGACUGGCCCCAGCAAACACAUACACCGUCGCAGGGCAGGCUGUGGUCACUCAGGCAGCUGUGCUGGCCCCCCCGAAGGCGGAGCCACAAGAGAAUGGAGACCACAGAGAAGUAAAAGUGAAAGUAGAACCUAUUCCUGCGAUUAGCCAUGCCACAUUAGGUGCUGCUGGCCGGAUCAUUCAGACGUCACAGACCACCCCUGUCCAGACGGUCACCAUAGUGCAGCAGGCACCUCUAGGUCAGCACCAGCUUCCAAUAAAAACUGUAACACAAAAUGGGACUCACGUGGUGCCAAUCCCCGCCGCUGUCCACGGCCAGGUGAACAAUGCAGCAGCGAGUCCCCUGCACAUGCUGGCGACACAUGCAUCCGCCUCCGCCUCCCUGCCCACCAAGCGCCAGAACGGUGACCCAGCAGAGCAGCCGGAGCUGAAGCGGGUCAAGACGGAAGACAGCGAGGGUCUCGUCAUCGCCCUGAGUGUGGACGCGCCGCAGGCUGCCAUGCGGGAGAAGGGCGUCCAGAACUAGCGGCCGGGAGAGCAUUUCUCACUUUAACGUCAACUCUGUGGUGCCAAAAGGAGACACUGCCUCUCACCGACGCUCGGAGCGUGUUCCCUCGGUGGGUAGAGGGCCCUGCGGUUGGACUUCACCUCAGCACUGGAAACACAAACCCAGGUGGCCUUAAAACUCCUUAAGUUAAAAGACUGAAGUCACCCCUGAACAUCAGAACCACAAACAGCAAAGCCGGGCUCCGGCAGUGUCUCCCCGCCCAGCGUUCAGCUCAGCUCCCAGUAGAGACUCACGGUCCUUCCCAGGGAGGACACGCCCGGUGCGAGCAGACCUGCUGGGCCUGGGCCGGAGCCACCCCACCGCCCGCUGCCAGUAGACAAGACAGUAUUUUGUUGUUCACAUGUGGAAUUAGAAUAUUUUGAGGUGUACUUUCUUUCUUUACAAAAUAAUGGGGUCUUUGACAUUUCAGAUCACUCCAUUUCUACUCUGGAAAUUUUGGAAUCACACAGGACCUUUUGUGUGGAUUUCAUUUGGGGAGAAGCAGAAGCGUAGUUUUGUUUGUUUCUGUUGUUUGUUUUCAGCCUAUGGAAUGAUUUACUUUUGUCUGUCUUGUUUAAGUCAGAUGGAACUACUUGACAUCUGCAGAUUUCCCACGUUAGAGCAGUUACCUGAUGAAUUUAAUCCUCCAUUUCCACGUGUAGGACGGACAUACAGACGGACACCCCGCGGGCCACUUGUAACCCUGACGGAAAGCGCUGCCAGGCUCCUGGAGCUGCACUUACCCAUUUCUCUUUCUUGCUACUUUUUGUUGUUGUUUCUUUGUGUUGACUUUGUCCCUGGCAUAAUUUUCCACUCUAAGUAAAACAAGUCUCCUACGUAUUGUGUAUGUUUAAAACGACAGAACUGUUACUUCGUCAUUUGGAAAAAAGAUUCAAUCUUUUAUCACACACCUUUUUCAAGCAAAGGUCACAGAGUUCUCCGUGACACGUUCACUGUUUUAGGUGCCGUCCCCAGCUCUCGGCAUCGUCCAACCAGCCGGCCGCACCGUGAUGUUGUGGUUGCCCACUCACGGCAGAAGCAGCUGCUGGGGUGAAGCAGAAGCUGCCUGUUAACGCAAGGGUCUUGGAAGCAGGCACCCUCCGUCCGGUAAGCGUUGGAAACACCUAGGUUGCUUUUUGAUUUGUAAUAGGAAAUUCCCCUCAACCUUUUAGAACUGAAUCUAAUACUAGCUGAUUUCUCUCCUAUAAAAAAUAAAAGCGAGAGAAAAGGAAACAAAGGUGAGAGAAUGAAAAGUCGGAGGCCCGCUUGGCCUCAGCCUGCGUUCCUCUGGAAGAAAGCCACUCACCUUUCCAGAGGUUUCUGGGGUCAGAGCUGAGCAGCAUGCAAACAGAAAGAGGGCUCUGGCCUUAUUGUGAAUUUUUAAAUGUCAUCAUCAUAACAUUAUUUAUUUAAAUGUAGUUAUUUUGGUAUUUAAUUUUUUUUAAAGAGAGAAAAAAAAAAAAACCCCUGUAUUUUCCUGGUGGAAUGAAAUGGCUCAGAAUGGUAUAUUUAGGCAAUUUUAAAACAUUUAUUAUUUACCUAAAGACCAAAUAUGAUAAAUCUGUUCUAAGUAUUGUGUGUCAAUCCACGGUAUGGAGCUGUCGCAAUGUUACUGCAGAUUAUGCAUAUUAAAAUUAUGAAAUUACUGCACACUAGCUGGAUUUAUAACUCAGCCAUUUAAAACAAUAAAAACAAAACCAUCAUGUGAAUGAGACCACGUGUGUGACAGUAGCAAAGUCUAACUUGCAGACUGAAGCACGGACGGGCCAGAGCGCCUCAGGGCAGCAGUCCGCAUCUCCCAGGCACUUCACAGAUGCCUUGGAAUGUAUGUUUUUAUUUGUCUUUUUACACAGAAGGUUUGCGAUUUGAAAAAUAAUUCAGGUGUGAUGUGUCCUGUUGUGGGGUCGGGUCACUCCACUGAGUGCUCCAGACCUGUCGGUCACGGGCCACUGCAGCCCCCUGGCCGUGGGCUCUGGGGAGGUGAGUGGACACGACCGCCUUGGUAGGGAGGCGGCUCGGGCGGCACUAAGCAGGUGCCUCGCGUGUGGCCCAGGAGACGCAGCUCCACCACCAUCCUGAAAGGCCAGGUAGACUUUCCCUGUGUAAGCCCAGUCUAUCAGUUGAUUAUUUCUGAGCCUAAAAUGUCGACUUUUUGGGUUUGGAGGGAUUGAUUUCUGCUGGGUUUAUAGGUAAGAAAAGUACCGUGUUCUCAAAUCUAAAGGGAGAAGGAUAGUGUUUGCUUCUGGGAGCUAAAGCAUGUCUUUUUCAAAGGCGAGGCGUUCUCUUUCCUUUUUCCUGCUGUCUUGGCUCAUUCAUUGGCACAUAGAUAUUUAAGAAUAUCAUGGAAAAGGCAGGGGGAAAAAACAUAGAUUAACAAACUGCCGUGUCCUGGGCAGUUUUUAAAAUGUUAGAAUUUAGCUGUGAAUCCCCUUCGACACCUGGGAGUCACUGGGCUUGUGCCCGUGGCCCCACUUGGUGCCCGUGCUGCGCCAGCAGUCACAGGGCACUGCCCUCCCACCCAGUAGCCACUGGUGGCUCCUACAGGUGUCAUUUCAGCAGGUCUCUGCUUUGACCUUUGCCAAACUUCUGAGCUCCUUCAGGGACGACAAACUUCAUUUCAGCAGCUUUGCCCCGAACCAGACAAAAAUACAAAAAGGAAACUCACAUGUGAUCCAAGUGAUGUGGCGUAUCCCAAGGUGUCUGUGCAUGAUUUGGGGUUGAUCUUCCUCUCGUGUCAGUAGAGUCUCCACUCAGACAGUUGAGCUCCUUAAAUGCAUCACCCCUCACAUCGUCCUCUCCUAGAACAACAGAGUAGGCGAGGCCACGGUCGGAAGGGGGCGGGCGUGUCAGGACUUGGGAUUUCUGUGCUAUGUGACUACAAGGAGACAAGUGACAAUCUUCAAGUCCUAACCUCCACUAUUCUAGAAAGGAUAGUGGUGAUUUGUGUGCAAAGGUUUGAAAUUUUAAAAGUACCAAGUUCCUGAAAUUCAAUAAAAUAUUUUUAUUAAUUUUAA